UUUUAAACUUUUGAAUAGGGAUUAUUUCACUGUAUUAAACUUCGAAAAUUCCGUUUCAAUUAAGACAUUAUGCGAGUCUCUCUGAAUAAAUGAUGCUAAACUGCUUUUGAUUUACUAGAAUUUUUUGUCUGCAACUAUGUGUAUCAAGUAUGAAGACGGACCUUGAAAGGACCGAAGAGUAAGGGAGUUUAUUAUACAUAUAUAGCUGAAUCCGUGGGGAUAACUUACAGUAAGAGUGCCUGAUUUCGUUUGGUUAACAUGUACGCAAUUAUCACCUUAAUUGCUCUUGCAAUUUCAACAGCUCAAGCAGCUAUUGCAGGAUAUGGUGGCCAUGGUUAUGGACAUGCCGGUAUAGCUUAUGCAGCUGCUCCAGCGGUUUCAGCUGCAGUUGUGCCUCAAUAUGCAGAAGUGCAAGCAGCUCCUGUAGCUUACGCUACAGGAGACCAUGGACAUGAUGUAGAUUAUUAUGCUCAUCCAAGAUACAGCUACAACUAUGGUGUAGCUGAUGGACUAACUGGAGACAGCAAAUCUCAGUCGGAAUAUCGAGACGGAGAUGUGGUUAAGGGCUCUUAUUCAGUAGUUGAACCUGAUGGCUCAAUUCGUGUUGUGCACUAUACGUCUGAUGAUCUUCAUGGAUUUAAUGCGGUUGUGAAAAAAAUUGGCCCUAGUUAUCAUCCAGGAAGCGUAUCCCAUGCUCCAAUAGUUCCAGCUGCGUAUGUAGCUUCAGCUCCAGCUCCACUUCCUGGAUAUUCAGGACCAUUUUCACAUGGAGCUUUAGGCGGAUAUGGUGGAUAUAAAGUUUAAUGUUAACAAUGUACUUUAUGUCUCUUACAUUAAAUAAAACAUUGACAUAUUU
This is a messenger RNA of Dendroctonus ponderosae (mountain pine beetle), 856 nucleotides long. Its product is annotated as larval cuticle protein A2B. Gene Ontology annotation, cellular component: extracellular matrix. The record is from RefSeq and is a predicted model, not a curated record. Lineage: Eukaryota; Metazoa; Arthropoda; Insecta; Coleoptera; Curculionidae. The transcript has 3 exons. The coding region runs from base 259 to 804 and encodes 181 amino acids.